AUGACCGAGGCGUCGAGAGUGAAAUUCGCACUUGGAAACCAGGUGUCUCCGCGACACUUUUUCAAAAGUAGUUUCGCGCGUUCUUUCGUCACUAACUGCCGCGACUCGAGGUCGCUGGAUUACGGGUUCCUCAACCAUACGACGAACACCGAAGAGACCAGCGGCGACCAUUACUAUUCCCUAGUCAAUCUGGAAACGGCGAACAUCGUGAACGAUGUCUUGGGCAAGGAAAAUCCGGAAACCGACAAGAAGUAAUCGUGGUGCUUCCGUCUAAUGUUGUGUUUCCUGUUUUGCAGCCCGUGCAGUCCUCGGAGCACAUCAAAGAGGUGGAGAAGCUCAGGAAAGUAACUGUGGGACUUAACGAGCUGUUGAGUAAUACAAGACAUAAACCUAGUUCGACCAGCUUGAUCGAUGAAAAUGGCAGCCAACCUAAUACGGUCAAUGUCGCGUUGCUAAUGUUAAAACAUUCAGUGUAAUUCGAUCAUAGGAGAAGAACCGUAUAAAAUCAUCACACGUACUUUCUCAGCCGAUGAUGAAGGUUCUGUUACUGUUAAAUAUCUUUGAACUUCCGGUGAUUCAACACGCUCACCGUUCUAAUCAUUUUACCUGAUGCGAUUGAUAAUUUUUUUUUUUUUUUUUUUUUUUUAAUAGAACUAGGGACGCAGAUUUAUUGUGA
Messenger RNA from Heterotrigona itama, 676 nucleotides. The record is from the annotation of a GenBank genome assembly. Lineage: Eukaryota; Metazoa; Arthropoda; Insecta; Hymenoptera; Apidae.